Molecule: messenger RNA, 2078 nt
Organism: Bradysia coprophila
Lineage: Eukaryota; Metazoa; Arthropoda; Insecta; Diptera; Sciaridae
Product: glucose dehydrogenase [FAD, quinone]-like
Molecular function (GO): flavin adenine dinucleotide binding; oxidoreductase activity, acting on CH-OH group of donors
Source: RefSeq, a predicted model, not a curated record
UUGCAUAGUGUAUCAGGAAACAAAGUCAAGGUUAAUAAAUUGUUUCUAAAUAAUCAAGCUACCUUAGCAUUUUGUUGGACUCACAACUCGAACGUAAAGUUUGUCUUUGUCUGACCUGUCAUUAACCAAUUCACCGAAGAGAAAUUGAGUCCAUAAUCAUGACCCAUAAAUUUUAUUUUCAGUUUUAGCACUUUUCGCCACGAGCAAAGUCACAAUUUCCUUGCACAGUACAGUAUCAACACAGCGCACAUUUGCUGAUAAUUGCAGUACAGGAAAAACAAUUAUUUUCAGGUGCCUCUGCUAUUUUUGACACUACAAAAUACCACCAGUGACUGGGGCUACUUCACCGAAAAAUCUGAUAGCGCUUGCUUAGGAAUGAAAAACGGAUGCUAUUGGGCUCGUGGAAAACUGCUCGGUGGUUCAUCGGCAAUAAAUGCCAUGCUUUAUCUACGCGGCAAUCGACGCGACUAUGAUCAUUGGUCGAAAUUGGGCAAUCCAACAUGGGAUUGGGACAGUGUUUUGGAAUAUUUUAAAAAAUCCGAAGACAACCAAGUGGACUAUAUCCGCGAAGAUGAAAAGCAUCAUGGUGUUGGUGGUCCGUUGAAAGUUGGUAAUGCUGACGGGGCUCUGACAAUUAAAUCGAUUUUGGCUGAAUGCUUUCGUGAAAUGGGAUACAAGGAAGUGAACAACAUUAAUGCGGAUAGAUAUGUAGGCAUUAUCAACGCGCAGGUUGUUGUACAUAAAGGGACUCGUUGGAGUGCUGCUAAAUCAUUUUUACUGCCAGUUAUGAACCGUUCAAAUUUGCAUAUUAUAAAGAACGCACACGUAAUGAAUCUGGAAUAUAACAGCGAUGGCUCGGUCAAAGGAGUGAAUUUUAUGAUCAAUGAGUCUAAGCAGCAAUUAGCCGUAGUUCGAAAAGAAGUUGUUUUGUCGGCGGGUGUCAUCAACACACCUCAGGUAUUGAUGCAAUCCGGUAUUGGACCAAAAGAUCAUUUGGAGAGUUUAAAAAUAAAAGUCGUCAAAGAUCUACCGGUGGGAAAAAAUCUUCAAGAUCACGUAGCCGUGCCGUUCUUUCUAUCGUUCGUUAAAUCCAAUCCGACGCAACUACUGCCAAAGGAUAUUUUAAAUAUGAUCUAUCAAUACACAGUCCAUCGAGUUGGCGAACUUUCCAACGUGGGUGCGGUGAAUUUCCUUGGAUUUUUAGACACCAAAAACGGGAAAGACUCCGGGAAGUAUCCAGACAUACAGUACCACACAUUGUACUAUACUCAAAACGAACCUAUGCUUGCAGCAUCUCUAAAUUUAUUCGGCUACACAGACGACAUUGUUCAGUCAAUUAUUGCGGCAAAUAAGUACAGUGAGGUUGUCAUUCUCGUUGCAACGCUUUUGAAUCCAAAAUCAUGCGGAAAAGUGGAACUUAGAAGUGCUGACCCGUUCGAUCCGCCAAAGAUUUACCACAACUACCUCACUCAACGUGACGAUGUGGAUACACUGAUACGUGGACUCCGAGUUCUAAAAAAUAUGUCAACAACCGAAGCGUUCACCGCCUACGAAGGUGAAGAACUGAAACCCAAUCUACCAAAGUGUGACCUAUUACAUCACGACAGCGACAUGUAUUGGGAAUGCUACAUACGACACAUGUCACUCACAUUGUAUCAUCCAGUUGGAACGGUUAAAAUGGGGCCAGACUCGGACAAAGAGGCUAUUGUUGAUUCGCAGUUGCGGGUAAGAGGCGUUAAGGGAUUGCGCGUAGUGGACGCAAGUAUUAUGCCAAAAAUUGUGAGCGGUAACACAAACGCCCCGACUAUAAUGAUUGGUGAAAAAGCGGCUGACUUCAUUAAGGAGCAGUACCCAAAUUGAGUAGCCGGAAGUUAGUUACGGAUGAAAUAACAUCAUCUAACCGGCAACAAAACUGUGACAAAAAUACGGAUCCAUAACGGAAGGAUCUAUCAAUGUCUCACCAUGAUAAUGUAUGCACUUGAUGUAUCCUAGGACGUGUAUGCUUUGAAAUGAGCUAAAAUAAAUGUUGUUCUCAUUAUUUGCAGAUUGUGAAAUUUCGAUCUUGUUAAAUAUUCUUC